Messenger RNA from Chaetomium fimeti, 600 nucleotides. RefSeq lists its product as uncharacterized. NCBI's taxonomy places the organism in Eukaryota, Fungi, Ascomycota, Sordariomycetes, Sordariales, Chaetomiaceae. The coding region runs from base 322 to 540 and encodes 72 amino acids. The record is from RefSeq and is a predicted model, not a curated record. The transcript has a single exon.
CCUGAAUGCGCUGGAGAGCGGCACGGAGAGGGAGCCUUGAUCCCGAAAGUUGGCGGGGCCGCCGGGGCGGCCUCCCUCCCGCUCUCCCACUGUGUCCCGUUUCCUAAUACCAUCGCCAUCCCCGUCUUCUCAUCAAUCAUCACCUAACCGUGCAUUUCAUCCUUGCCCUUUUCCACCAUGUGUCUGAUGCACAUAUGGAUAGCGCCGGGCAUGGGCACUUGUGCGACCGGGUCGCAUCGAACGUUGCUGCCGAGCCGCUUGUCGCACUGCACAAACUCCUCUUGCUUCUUGCAGCCGCACGUGUAUUCGCGAUAAUACUGGAUGCACAUAAUGCCGGCUGUGCAUAAAGUUAGCCUUGCUUACUUUCUCGUGGGAAGGCGCUUGCUUCGUCUACUCACCGGGUGUAUUGCUUUGGGAGGUUUAUUGAGGGGGUUUAGGAUUCGGCUCGAAAACUACGCAAGAGAGGGUUUUUGUGUGUUGGGGCGUUGGAUGAUCGCGAGACCGCGGCACGCUUCCAAGUUGAGUCACAUGAGAACCUAAAUAUGUCUCUCGCCCCCACUGAGAAACGCUUCUCUCGAUCAAAACUCUGUAAAUUCACCG